Molecule: messenger RNA, 1361 nt
Organism: Patiria miniata (bat star)
Lineage: Eukaryota; Metazoa; Echinodermata; Asteroidea; Valvatida; Asterinidae
Product: carbonic anhydrase 2-like
Exons: 8
Coding region: 309-1190 (293 amino acids)
Cellular component (GO): plasma membrane
Molecular function (GO): zinc ion binding; carbonate dehydratase activity
Source: RefSeq, a predicted model, not a curated record
GCGCACGUGCGCGCAGAAAAUUGCAAAUUAUGACUGUUGGACCAUGGUUAGACCACGCGGGUUUGAAAAUUUUGACGAGAGGAUUCGGGUAGUUUUUGGCGUCAUUCAUGUCAUUGUUUGAGGGAAAAAAUGGACUUCAGAAUUACUUCGUGCAUUUUCUAUCUUGUGUCAGUCUUCUCAGGUAGUCAGGUUCACAAGCGGCUGGCUGGGAUUACCUGAAUGACUCUGGAAAAGGUCCUGACACUUGGGAGGCAAGUUACGACACAUGUGGGGGCAGUAAACAGUCACCGAUUAAUAUCGAAACGGCCAUGGUGGAGGAGAAAGACUUAGGUGAUUUCACCUUUGUUGGUUUUGGGGAAGACGACAAACCAGUCAAUGCAACAAUGACGGUGUCCAACAACGGCCAUUCUGUUGUAGUUGGUGUCGACGGAGAUUACCAUGUGAGUGGCGCUGGGCUAGGCACCACCGCCUACAAAGCGGUUCAGUUUCAUUUCCACUGGGGCAGCGUGAACAGCCAAGGCUCUGAACACACCAUCGAUGGGAAGGCUUACCCAGGGGAGUUGCACAUUGUUUGCUACAACACAAGUUAUCCAAAUUUCUUCAGUGCUUUGUUUAACGAGGAUGGUCUAACAGUGUUGGGAUUCUUUUUAGAGAUUCAAACAGUGGACAAUCCAGCUCUUACACAGCUAUUUGAUGUCAUUUCUUCGAUUCAAUUCGACGAAGAAGAAGAGGAUCUCUCAAUGCCAGUUGUCUUCAAUAACUUCCUCCCUUCUGACCUGUCCUCAUACUAUCGCUACAGUGGCUCCCUGACCACGCCCCCUUGCUACGAGAUUGUCACAUGGAACGUCUUUACCGAGCCCAUUAUGGUCUCUGAAGCACAGCUAAAUGCACUGCGUAGACAGUACGCCAACAAACACAACGCGGCAGACAACAUCACCCUGACGGACACCUACCGCCCUGUCCAGCCUGUCAACAAUCGCACCGUCUAUAUGACCGACCCCAACGCAGUCACCGAUCACAUGACCACCCUAUCCCCCAACCAAGACAACAUAAACACAGAGAACGUAAACACUCCCACCCCCUCCUACGUAAACACUCCCACCCCCUCCUCUGCCCCAUGCCAAUUUGCAUCCACCUCCUUGGUUGCCUUGGUAAUCAGCAAGGUACUGGCUUCGGUCCUGGAUGACUAAAAAACCAACAUCCCAGAGCAGAUUUCAGUCAUUCUGCCUUGACCUUAAAACUCCCCAUUUCAUUCUCCAAAAUCUAUUAGGAAAAACCUUCCUAACUCCUGCACUGUGCAAGGGCGGAUCCAGAACACAAUUUUAGGGGGGGGGCCAAAAAAAAAAUUUGGUCCCCCCAAA